AUGUUUUUGUUUACUAGCGAUUGCUCCUCAAUGGGCUGUGAACAAUAGCAACCGACAUUCGAUACUAAUCUUUCAUUAGGUUUCCCAGAACAUUCAAAUUCAAAAACUAGAAAUUUUUAAGCAAUAUCAGAACAUUUUGGGUGUUUAGGACUCAAAGAAAUGAGUAAAACUGUUUGUGAAAUCAUAAAAAACCAAAAAAAAACAAAUUUAUAAUUAAUUUUAUCAGAAAUUAAGAAAUUACAUCCAUAAAGUACAAAUACUGUAAAUCAAUCUAGAAGGGUUUACGAUUGUUUAAAUGUUAUGAUGGCGAUGGGAAUAAUAAAGAAAUCUGAUAAAGCAUACGAAUUCAUUGAGAACUCAAAUAAUCUUCAGAGUUAAGAAAUAAGAAGAUAAAUUGAUAACUUAUCAAUGGUAAAAUUUCUUAUUGAGUAAAAUUUAUAAGAGAAGAAAAAGGUGUUCUCUCAUUUAACCAAAAGAUAAGCCAAAUUAGAUAAAUUAGUUAAUAGGAAUCAGAAUUUAGAUGUAGAAGAACAAGAAUAGAUCUUCCAGUUUCCAUUGUUAGUCCUAAAAACUCAAAUCCAAGACAAUAUAUAGGUAGGAUAUAAUGAGUAAGAAGUAUUAGUUUAAUCAUAAAACAUCAUAAAUAUUUAGUAAGACUUAGACGUGAUAAUUGAGUUGAAUUUUGAUGAUUGA
This is a messenger RNA of Paramecium tetraurelia, 693 nucleotides long. RefSeq lists its product as uncharacterized. Gene Ontology annotation, biological process: regulation of transcription by RNA polymerase II; regulation of cell cycle. The transcript has 2 exons. Gene Ontology annotation, molecular function: DNA-binding transcription factor activity, RNA polymerase II-specific; RNA polymerase II transcription regulatory region sequence-specific DNA binding. The record is from RefSeq and is a predicted model, not a curated record. Lineage: Eukaryota; Ciliophora; Oligohymenophorea; Peniculida; Parameciidae. Gene Ontology annotation, cellular component: nucleus; transcription regulator complex.